Molecule: messenger RNA, 1971 nt
Organism: Aspergillus melleus
Lineage: Eukaryota; Fungi; Ascomycota; Eurotiomycetes; Eurotiales; Aspergillaceae
Gene: DBF2
Product: serine/threonine-protein kinase
Exons: 3
Coding region: 1-1971 (656 amino acids)
Biological process (GO): intracellular signal transduction; peptidyl-serine phosphorylation
Cellular component (GO): spindle pole body
Molecular function (GO): ATP binding; protein serine/threonine kinase activity
Source: RefSeq, a predicted model, not a curated record
AUGCCUCUCGACGUCGAAUCAAACGAUCGCCUAGGCCUAAGGCUGCCCAAUCCCCCUCCGCUGCUACACACCCGCUCGGGCAACGUUCUGGAUCGCCCCUCCACACCCGCCGAAAAUGGCUUUACCAGUCCCGUCCAGACUCCGCAGGGCAGUCCCAGUAAAAACCGAUUCCCUCCCGGCGCCCUCGAUCUUCCCAAUGUUUUCGACAAGGCCUUGAAGUUGAACCCCACAUCGCCGACCAAGAGCCAAUACAAUCAUUAUGAUCAUCCUAUGUUCGCGCCACCGAAGGGUUCGGUUGAGGACUUCAGUGAGAGCGUGAUUCGUUCUCCCCAAGCCAGUCCGACGCGCAAAUCCAAUAAAGAAAACACACCCCCCAGUCCUACUCGCAUAACGAAAACACUCGGUCCGAAUCCCGCGGCGGCGGCGAUCUCCCGUCAUGAACCGUACCAACCUCGCGACAUGGAAAGCAUCCAGCGACGUCAGGUCCCGAUGCGCGGAUUGACGCCGGAGGAGAUGGAGAAACUGCAAGAUCCUAAAGUCAAACGACUGGUCAAUGUGACUCAACUAUAUUUCCUGGAUCAUUACUUUGACCUCCUCAGUUACGUUCACAACCGCCAGAAUCGCCACAACCAGUUUAGAGCGGCAUACCCCGAACCUCCUUCCACGCCAAUGGAUGAUUACGAACCGGCCCUGUUAAAAUACUUGGGACGAGAGCGCGCUCACCUGCGCAAGCGUCGCACCCGGUUACGCCAACAUGACUUCCAGAUCCUGACCCAAGUGGGCCAGGGUGGUUACGGCCAAGUAUACCUAGCGCAGAAGAAGGACACCCGGGAAGUGUGCGCAUUGAAGGUCAUGAGCAAGAAGCUCUUGUUCAAGUUGGAUGAGAUUCGACACAUUCUCACGGAGCGUGAUAUCCUCACUGCCGCCAAGAGUGAGUGGCUCGUCAAGUUGCUGUACGCAUUCCAGGAUGAUACUCAGAUUUAUCUGGCCAUGGAAUACGUGCCUGGAGGAGAUUUUCGCACUCUUUUGAACAACACUGGAGUUCUUCACAAUCGCCAUGCACGAUAUUACAUUGCCGAAAUGUUCAGUUGCAUCGAUGCCCUGCAUGCCCUGGGCUACAUCCAUCGCGAUCUCAAGCCCGAGAACUUCCUCAUUGACUCGACAGGUCAUGUGAAAUUGACAGACUUUGGGUUGGCGGCUGGCAUGCUGAACCCCGGUAAGAUCGAGUCGAUGCGAGUGAAGUUGGAAGAGGUCGGCAACACACCAGUGCCGUUCGGUCGUCCGAUGGAGCAGCGCACGAUGGCCGAGCGACGGCAGGGAUACCGUACACUACGAGAGCGCCAGGUCAACUAUGCCAAAUCCAUCGUGGGUUCCCCCGACUACAUGGCCCCCGAAGUGCUCAAAGGCGAGGAAUAUGAUUUCACGGUAGAUUAUUGGAGUCUGGGAUGUAUGCUUUUCGAGGCGCUGGCUGGAUACCCGCCCUUUGCAGGAGCCACAGUGGAUGAAACAUGGCAGAAUUUGAAGAACUGGCAGAAGGUCUUGCGCAAACCAGUUUACGAGGAUCCCAAUUACUUCCUGUCACGUCGGACGUGGGACCUAAUCACGAAGCUCGUGGCCUCGAAGGAACGACGAUUCAAGAAUAUCCAGGAAAUCCACGCGCAUGACUAUUUCAGCGAGGUUGACUUUGACCGCCUGCGUGAGCAGCGCGCGCCGUUUGUGCCCGAGCUGGAUUCGGAGACGGAUGCCGGCUACUUUGACGACUUUUCUAGCGAGGCAGACAUGGCCAAGUAUAAGGAGGUUCAUGACAAGCAACGAGCAUUGGAAGAAAUGGCUGAACGUGAUGAUAAGAUGAGCAAGGGACUGUUUGUUGGGUUUACAUUCCGUCAUCGGAAACCGGCCAUGGAUAACUCGGGCCGCAGCUCGCCCCGGAAGCCGAUUCCAACCGACGGAUCCUUCGGCACGAUGUUCUAG